Messenger RNA from Leishmania braziliensis MHOM/BR/75/M2904, 573 nucleotides. RefSeq lists its product as hypothetical. The record is from RefSeq and is a predicted model, not a curated record. The transcript has a single exon. Gene Ontology annotation, biological process: protein homooligomerization. The coding region runs from base 1 to 573 and encodes 190 amino acids. Lineage: Eukaryota; Euglenozoa; Kinetoplastea; Trypanosomatida; Trypanosomatidae. Gene Ontology annotation, molecular function: protein binding.
AUGCCAGUCACCAACGGUAAGCGACCGCGCGAGGAUUCUGGUGUGCCGGUGGAUGAGGCGGCCACGCGCGACACGGCUCGGUGCGCUUUGGAGGCCAAAGACGCCGCCGCAACGCCGCUGGACCGUGUUGUUGUUCUCAACGUUGGUGGCACGAAGAUAACUACGUUGCACUCUACGCUGUGUUCUUCCCCAUCGUUACUGGCGCAGUGGGCGGAGGACAACUUCCAGGAGUUCCCGCGUGAUUUGCAGGGUCACCCGUUCCUUGACCGCGACCCGGAGAACUUUGUGCACAUUCUCAACUACCUGCGCGGCUACGGGCUGCCGAACAAGGCCGACGACCUCGUCGUCGUGGCCAAAAAUGCAAAGCUGUAUCAAUUGGAAUCCCUGAAACCCGAGAUUGGUCUCCAACCCCAAUCGAAGUGGCGCCUUACCCCCGCCCGGGAAUCGCGACGAUGGCUUGGAUUCUCACCUUCGAAUUCCUUGACUGUGGUGCAAAAACCCUUUUACCGGGCUUGUCCAACCAUCGUCUUUCCGUUGAAAAUGCGAACUGGUUUCCCUGGGUCGUUGCCUUAA